This is a messenger RNA of Colletotrichum orchidophilum, 525 nucleotides long. Its product is annotated as cyclophilin type peptidyl-prolyl cis-trans isomerase/CLD. NCBI's taxonomy places the organism in Eukaryota, Fungi, Ascomycota, Sordariomycetes, Glomerellales, Glomerellaceae. Bases 1 to 525 code for a protein of 174 amino acids. The record is from RefSeq and is a predicted model, not a curated record. Gene Ontology annotation, molecular function: peptidyl-prolyl cis-trans isomerase activity. Gene Ontology annotation, cellular component: catalytic step 2 spliceosome. Gene Ontology annotation, biological process: protein peptidyl-prolyl isomerization. The transcript is spliced from 3 exons.
AUGACGACCAACGUCGCUCUCGAGACCUCAAUGAUGACGCCCAACGGCCCCCCCGAGACCUCAAUGGGCACAAUAAUCCUAGAACUCUACACCGCCCACGCGCCCAAAACCUGCACAAACUUUGCGACACUCGCAAAAAGAGGCUACUACAACGCCACAAUCAUCCACCGCAUCAUCCCAAACUUCAUGAUCCAAGCCGGCGACCCGACCGGCACCGGCCGCGGCGGCACCUCCAUCUACGGCGAGAAAUUCGCAGACGAGAUACACCCGGCCCUCAAACACACCGGCGCCGGCGUUCUCUCCAUGGCCAAUGCCGGCCCGGACACAAACGGCUCCCAGUUCUUCAUCACCUUGGCCCCCACCCCCUGGCUCGACGGCAAGCACACCAUCUUUGGACGCGUAAAGAGCGGGUUGAGCGUCGUCAAGAGAAUGGGGCUCGUCAAGACGGGGCCCGAAGACCGGCCGCUUGAGGAGGUCAAGAUUAUCAAGGCCUCUGUCGUUGAGGAGGCUGGUGACGAGGAGUGA